ACGAACCAUGGAUCCAUCAUCAAUUGCAUAUGUUAUUUGCCUGGUCUCACUGAUCACAAUUUGUAUUACUGCAAAAGCACAGCGAAAUGUGUUCAACGUUCUAAGUUAUGGAGCUGCUGGCAAUGGCCUUACUGAUGAUUCCUUGGCGUUCAUGAAGGCAUGGAAGGACACAUGUAGUGCUGCAGCAGGCACUCCUACCUUGAUUAUUCCCAAAGGAAAAAUAUUUUUGGUGCAUCAGAUUACAUUCACAGGCCCCUGCAAGUCUAAUAAAAUAAAUGUCAAACUAUCAGGAACUAUUAUCGCACCCAAUGGUCCUGAUCAGUGGAAGGCAGCCGAUCUGUCAACAUGGUUAGCAUUUCAGGGUGUAAACGGUCUAACUAUUGAUGGACUUGGGAUGAUAGAUGGACGUGGCAAAGGCUGGUGGGAUCGCUCAUGCAAAUUUCAUCGUGGUCAGCAGGUAUACUGCAACAUCAAAAUCGCAGAAAACACAACCAAACUUAAACUUGUGAAGUUCCAUACUUCCAGUCAUUUUAAUUCCUUUUCUUUUUUCCUGCUUUUUCCUGAUUCCAUUUCUGACUGUUGAACUUCUCCGCAGGGGU
This is a messenger RNA of Durio zibethinus, 599 nucleotides long. Lineage: Eukaryota; Viridiplantae; Streptophyta; Magnoliopsida; Malvales; Malvaceae. The record is from RefSeq and is a predicted model, not a curated record.